Neoarius graeffei (lesser salmon catfish) is the source of this 4516-nucleotide messenger RNA. RefSeq names its product low density lipoprotein receptor-related protein 12 (gene lrp12). Gene Ontology annotation, cellular component: plasma membrane. Gene Ontology annotation, molecular function: low-density lipoprotein particle receptor activity; protein binding. The record is from RefSeq and is a predicted model, not a curated record. Bases 1125 to 3578 code for a protein of 817 amino acids. NCBI's taxonomy places the organism in Eukaryota, Metazoa, Chordata, Actinopteri, Siluriformes, Ariidae. The transcript is spliced from 7 exons.
GCGGCUAGAGAUGAUGAGAUAUUCCUCUCAUGAACAUGAGGUAUCCUGAGUGUUGCUCUCCUUGAAGAUCAUUCCGUAAUGGAGGCCAGGAUUUGAGGCGCCAUAGCUCUGACAAGAACAGGAGUGAACGGAUUGGGACGCGUCCAGGGUGAAGUACCCGGAUGUAACAACACUCACCCCGGGGUUUGUUGUGUUCUGUGGGCCGCAGAGCCGACAAUGUCACCGGCUCUUUGUUUGGAUCAGAAACGGAUAACGGACUGGGGUUUUUUGUAGUUUAAUUAUUUUUUUUUUUAGUUUUACAAAACCGAACAGAUUUAAUUUUUCUGUUUUAAAACCCAAGCAGAUUUUUUUACUUAGUUUUUUCUACAGCUAAGUGUUUUAACCUGCGCUACUUUCACUAGCAGAGAAAAGAAAAAGAAACGGACUAGUUAGCUCUAGCUAGCCUAGUUAGCUAACACAACCUAGGUAUAGAAUUAAAUAACUAGUUUGCCACUGUGAUGUUAUUUUGAGUAUAUUUGUGGAUUUGACACGGCUGACUGAUCUUCAUUUUAUUUUAUUUCACUUCAUUUCUUUCUUUUGUGUGUGUGUGUGUGUAGCUCAGUGGCUAACAUUUCAAGCUAGCAUUGCUAGCUAUCGCUAAGACACAAUCAGAAUCAUCCACUUCCGGUUUGUUUUUUUCUUUAACGUUUAAACAGAAUUCAGCUUUAAUUCAUGAACCUCAUGAGCCUUAACUAACAUAUUAUUUCUAGUUGAAAUGUCCUGCUAUUCGUUUUAUCUUUGGCUGCUUAUUGGUCAUUCAGAAUAGUGUUAGCUUCAGGUUACAUUUUUUUUUUAAAUUUAUGUAUUUAUAUAUGUAUUUAUUUAUAUUUAUUAUUUAUUUGCGUGCUGUAAGCGUAAAGCAUGCAGUUGGAUUUGUGUAGAGCUGUUUAACAUCACAUCAGUGUCAAAGUUAGCAGUCUGCAGGGUUUAUUGAGCAUCAUGUCGACUUAAACCUCUUGUUUUAGUGUUACUUUAUAUUUCUGAACAAAUCCCUUAAAUCAGAGUGUGUGAGGUUUCAUAUAAAGUUUACAAAGCAAAACAAAACCAGACAGUUAUAAAAGAGAGGUUUUGGGAAGACUGGUAUUAUGGCCUGCACUUGGGGCAUUAAGAAGAUUUCAUCAUGGACAAAUUCACUCUUCAUCCUCAUCAUGGUCUUCCUCAAUAAAGCAGUCUGCUCUCAGCGCGGGGAUAAUGUGUACGUGUCAGGGAUCUCUAACGCCUGUGGAGAUGUGGUGGAGCAGAUCAGGGCCUCCAGUGGUGUGAUCACCAGUCCUGGGUGGCCUUUUGAGUAUCCGUCUCGCAUCAACUGCAGCUGGAACAUCCGAGCAAAUCCUGGAGAAAUUAUCACCAUCAGUUUCCAGGACUUUGAGAUCCAGAGCUCACACCGCUGCGGUUUGGACUGGAUCUCCAUCGGCACCUAUAAGAACCUGGACGGUUACCGAGCGUGCGGUUCCUCCAUCCCAGCUCCGUACAUCUCCUCUCAGGACCAUGUGUGGAUUAAAUUCCACUCGGACGACACGCUCACUGGCAAAGGCUUCAGGCUGUCUUACAUCACAGGGAAGUCGGAGGAGGCGAGCUGCGAGUCGGAUCAGUUCCACUGCGUAAACGGGAAGUGCAUCCCCCAGUCAUGGAGGUGCAACACCAUGGACGAGUGUGGAGACAACUCGGACGAAGAGCUGUGUGUUCAUCCCAACCCUCCUUCCUCUUCGUCAUCCUUUUUCUCCUUCCAGCCAUGUUCUUUCGAUCAGUUCCCCUGCGUGUCGCGCUACACCCGAGUCCUGACCUGCCUCCCGUCUUCUCUCCGCUGUGACGGUGCCAUCGAUUGCCAGGAUCUGAGUGACGAAAUCGACUGUGACGCUCCGGCGUGUUCUGAGCUCCGCCUUCAAAACUUUUAUGGGACUUUUAACUCUCCAAAUUAUCCAGACUUCUAUCCUCCAGGUAGCGACUGCACAUGGCUAAUCGAUACAGGCGAUCGCCGCCAAGUCGUCCUGCGCUUCCUGGAUUUCAAAUUGGAUGGAACUGGUUACUAUGGAGAUUUUGUCAAAGUGUAUGAUGGCUUAGAGGCAGAGCCUAGACGCCUCCUUCGGGUCCUGACGGCGCUCGAUUCACGCACUUCUGUCAUAACCAUAAUUUCGUCAUCAGGGCAGCUCCGGGUGCACUUUUACGCGGAUAAGAUCAACACGGCGCGAGGAUUUAACGCGACCUAUCAGGUUGAAGGGUUUUGUUUGCCCUGGGAGAUGCCAUGUGGAGGAAACUGGGGGUGUUACACCGAACAGCAGCGCUGCGAUGGAUACUGGCACUGCGCUAACGGCAGAGACGAGCUAAACUGUAGUGGAUGUGGCGAAGAUGAGUUCCCAUGCUCGAGAAACGGUGCGUGUUACCCGCGAUCUGACCGCUGCAACUACCAGAACCGCUGCCCCAACGGCUCGGACGAGAAGAACUGCGCUUUCUGCCAGCCCGGGAACUUCCACUGCAGGAACGGGCGCUGUGUGUUCGAGAGCUGGGUGUGUGAUGCGCAGGAUGACUGCGGUGACGCCAGCGACGAGGACACGUGCCCUGUUGCCGUGCCAACACGGGUCAUUGCCGCCGCAGUUAUCGGGAGCCUGGUGUGCGGCCUGCUGCUUGUCAUCGCGCUCGGCUGCACCUGCAAACUCUACUCUCUCAGGAGCUUUGAGCGCAGGUCGUUUGAGACACAGUUGUCCAGAGUGGAGGCGGAGUUACUGAGGAGAGAAGCUCCACCCUCAUACGGUCAGCUUAUCGCUCAGGGUUUGAUCCCCCCUGUGGAGGAUUUCCCCGUCUGUUCUGGCAACCAGGCUUCCGUGUUGGAGAAUCUCCGGCUGGCCGUUCGCUCCCAGCUCGGCUUCACCUCCAUCCGCCUCCCGUCCUCCGGUCGCCACGGCAACGUCUGGCGCCGGCUCUUCAACUUCACACGUUCUCGCCACUCCGCCUCCUUAGCACUGGUGUCCUCUGGUGCAGGGGUGGAGUCAGACUCAGGAACUGGCGCUAAUGGUGUUGGAAGCUCCGCCCACAUUUCUGAGCGACUGGACUCGGAUGAUUCGGAAAGCGAGCAGCAGGGGGCGGUGGGCGGAGCAUCGGCUUCUCUUCUGCCUCACAAAACCCCUCCUACCGCCACCGUCGUGUCCGUUUCCACAAGCGCAGCCCCGCAGGCUGUAGCCGAGAGUGAUGAUAUAGUGGCCCCGCCUCCUAGUGGGCGCGGUUCGUUUGUGGCACGCGGGCUACGCUGGGUCCGGAUGUCCCUUGGAUCUCGGUUCGCGCAGCAGAACCGCAGCCCUCUGAGGCAGAUGCAGAAUGGAACGGCAAGCGAAGAAGACGACGACGAAGACGUCGAGCUCCUCGUUCCUUUAACCGAUACCUCGGAUGCACCCUCCGCAGCUCCAUCGCUCCGAGGCAGGCCGGCGAUUCGGGACGGGCCCUGCGAACACUGCGGAAUGGUUCACACAGCUCAGAUUCCUGACGUGUGCUUAGAGGCCACGGCUAGAACAGAAACGAGUGACGAUGAUUCUCUUUUGCUUUGUUAAUUCUCAGUACAACCCGCUUUGCCUUCGCUUCUUCACUUUCCCUUUCAGGGGGAAGUCUGAAUGUUUUUGGACACCUGCCCUUACCUGUGACCUUUCCAAGAGCUUCAGAGCAGUUCUGGUGAUGCUGUCUCCCCUCCACUGUGCAGUUUCCUGUCUCUGGUUUAGCUUAAGCGGUUAAAGUGGUUGUGCGGUGGUUAAGAUGACCGGAUAAGUUUUGAUUUCAAAUCCUAAGACUGACCGAGGGCCACUAUUGGGGCCCUGAGUGAGAAUGUUAACCCCUUAACUGUUCAGCUGUAAGCUUGGAUUGAAUUACUCCUCACUUGUAUGACGUUUUGCGUCGGCCAAAUAGGUUAAUUGUUUACCUUUUCCUGGAGAGGAAAUGGUUUGGGAUAGACACUCGGCAGAACGGGAGAGAAAACUGUAAGAGAUAACACUGUUUGGGAGAAGUAGUUAACGUACACUGGUACAGGGGAAACUAGACGGUUCAGACGCUUCAGGAGAUUUAUUGAGUAUUGAAUCAUUCUGAUGUCCGUGGAAAGGCUGCAUAAUUAUCCAGGUGGUACGCUAUAGUGAGCUGCUGGGGCUCUGAUUCAGAUUGAAAGGUGUAGUAGGAUUUUGCAGAUUAUUUAUAACGCAGUGUGAGUUAAGGAGUGACUAUUUUUAAGGAUGUUACGUUCUAUAACAGCCACCAAUGUUGUGUUGUAUUUAUUGUUUCUUUACGCGUAAUGUUUUGGUACUGAAAACUUGUAUGAGAGAGAGAGCGCGUGUGUGUGUAUUUAUUACUGGUUUUAAUUUCAGUAGUGGUUACUUGAAAAGCAUGUUACAUUGUCUUGUGCUUUUUUUUUUUUUUUUUUUUCCCAAGUGAUUUGUGUAUGAAAGUAAAUGUAUAUAAAUAUGCGUAACUGGUUACUGCACUAAAAAAAAGUAAUAAAGUAUUC